This is a messenger RNA of Dunckerocampus dactyliophorus (ringed pipefish), 15423 nucleotides long. RefSeq names its product lipase, hormone-sensitive b (gene lipeb). Gene Ontology annotation, biological process: cholesterol metabolic process; triglyceride catabolic process. Gene Ontology annotation, molecular function: triacylglycerol lipase activity; sterol ester esterase activity. The record is from RefSeq and is a predicted model, not a curated record. The transcript has 14 exons. Gene Ontology annotation, cellular component: cytosol. The coding region runs from base 6615 to 9086 and encodes 823 amino acids. NCBI's taxonomy places the organism in Eukaryota, Metazoa, Chordata, Actinopteri, Syngnathiformes, Syngnathidae.
UUAUUCCUAUUUAGAAAAUUAAAAAUAGACUUAAGAUUCAUGUGGGUUGUGCGAAUGUGUACAUUGUUAGUCAUAGUGAUGUUGGUCUGUGGUACAUACUGUAGAUAUGUGUGACGUCAAGGCAGAGAGACGGGAUGUGCGUCGUAAACAGUACACUCAUUGAUUUCAUUCUAGUCCAUGUGAUUAAGUAGGACUAUGCAUUUUUAUAUGUUGACUCAAAUGCAAGUCUCAGGCGGGAGGCACAUGUGAGUCAUUUGUUCCAGGUGGCAGCACAGCCAAAUAGUAAUUAUAAAAGUGUAAAAGUAAGUCAGCAGCGUUAUUGUACAGUUGUUUAUUCACCCUUAAUGAUAUGAAUUACCACAUUAUUCAUUGGAAAGUCAUCUGUUCCACGGUCACACUAUCAGCAUAAUAAGCUACACUGAGAAAGAACGUCGGUUGUUAGUUAACUACUACUAAUUUAUUAUGCCUUCUAAGCGACAGUGCGCCAAAGAAAACAUGUCAGAGAGACGAAACAUGCCCACAAUAUUGGUCGUGCUUUUGAUCCCAACCACUCAACUGUUGUGACCAUCAUUCAGGAUAGAGAUUAUUCAAUGCUAAUCAGUGCUAGAGGGGUCAUGGAUUCCGUGCGCUUGUUACAAGGAGAUCUGGGAGGCUAUCCUUCCAGACUAUCCUGUGACAAUAUUUUAAGAAGGUAGAAAGACCUGCAAGUCAACCACAGGGAUAAAAGUAAGAAGUUGUUCUCUUUUUAUUACCGUUUCAUUUAAUUCUUGUAUUUAGUGUUUUUAUUACAUUAUUUUAUUUUUUCUUCAUGUGUUCUCUAUACAGUGUGAGUGAGUUAAUUUAGGUGUAAGUUCUGACUCAAUUGUUUGUAACCCCAGGACUACUUGUACAUUGUACUGAGCAGCUCGGACAGAGGCACAUGUACGGCUCUCCCGUGUCGCAGCAACUUCAAACACUCCAAAAAUACAUAGAGUGGACCCCAAAGGCCUUGGAAUGCUAGUUGUCCUUUGAUCUGUUCUGUUUCGAAACAUGCUCCUCGUUGAAUAUGAAUUAAUCUCUUCCGGGGGCAAGCUGCCGUCAUCAGGAAGUAAAUUAAAGAAUUAAGAAAAUAAAAUGACGUCUUGCGUAACAGGCAUGUGGUGUUUAAGGAAGUGGUGAAAGGGGGGGAUUGCUGAAUAUGAGUCAUGCAUUGUGCUUUUUAACAUUCUUUAAAGUAAUAGAAGUAAUCAAAGGUUGAAAAAUGCAAAACAUGCAGUGGGAGAUUAAUUAUUGCAUGUGCCUGGCAGGUGGGUGUCUUCGAGGGGUGUCACAAUAUCUCGCAAGAUAAAAACGUGACAAGAUUUCUUGUUCAGAAAAAAAAUGUCUUGUGGGCACUAGGUUUGGGAUGCUAAUAAACACAUUAAUCAUUCAAUGAACUCGAUAAUUUUGCCAGACUCAAGAUACUGCCAGAUGCAUGCGUGUCUGUUUUCCACUUCUCAUGCUUCCAAAAAGGCAGGAAGAGGGUUCACUCUGUGCAUUGCUUUCAGCACCUUGGAGCGUUUGUUCCCCAGAACGACCGCACGAACAGAGUGAGCCCUUUUGUCAGUCAUACCGUCUGUUUGUCUCGGUGGGUGGAGACAGUGCCAGUAGCAUACUAACAGAGUGCAGAAGACUAUAACAUAGAAAUCACAUUAGUAGACUGGAAUAUAUAAAUAUAUUUUUUCAUUGUUCUUUCUUAAAAGUAAAAUCUUGUCUCAUCUCGACCUCGUAGACCCAAUCUGAACAGAGUGUGUCGUGACACCUGUAGUGUCUUCACAUCAAGACUGAAUUAAAUUCCUUUUUUAAUUAUUAUUGAUGUCAGUUUACCUAUAUUUUACUGAACAGCCAGGACAGACGUCGCAGCGACUUCCAUUCUGGUUCUAUGGUUGCUACACUCCAUAUUUUCUGCUGUCGGUGUAAUGUCCAUGUGUUUCAGUACUUUUGUCCAUCAACAUUCAUGUGUUCUCUCUCAUGUAAAUGCUGUAUUAGACCCUGCACACAACAUUAUUUAUCACCCAUUUGGAUGAUCUUGUCUUUAGGGACAGCCACUUAGUGUCUUGACUGUGUUGCUUACGUUAGAGUCAUGAUCUUUUAUUGAGAUUCGACGUAAAACUGAUACUUUUUGCUCUAAAUAAAUCUGCUUUUAUUGUUGUUGUUUGUUUUACAAACCCGGUUCUUGUUUUUGACUGCUACACACUUUGUAAUCGUCUAAUUGUAUUGUAUUCCGCUGCUACUGUGCCCCUGAUGCAAUGCUGUUAAAUGCCCCCCUCCCCCGUCAAAAGCAUUAUAAAGUUGUGUGUAACUGUGUUGUUGGAGUGUGUGCAUACGGCCAUUGUUGCGUGUUUCCUGUUGUUCAGGUUGGACUUAUGUGUGCAUGUCUGGGACAGGGGUCACUGCUUUUUGUCUCUGCUGUACACUCUUCCUCUUGCCUAUGCAACACUCAACCUUGGCUAUUUUUAAAGCUGUCUCUGCCCCCGACUCCCACCCCCCCAGAUCCACCACCUAUGGUUGUAACGCUCGCAGAGGAUCAGGUGUCUGGAAAGCCUCAUACACGUUUUGGGUGCAUGGGGACAGAAACGGAGGUCAAAAGGAGGAGUUGUUGGUUUUCAUGUUGACCAAUCACUAACAAAUAGCAUGUUGAGAUUUUUGUAAUUGAUUCAUGAGGCAGAAGUAUGUGUGUACCAUUUUUUGAUGCUACCCUCCUGCUGCGCAAUAAAGUACAGUUCUAUGGUUACACUUUUCAGUGCCAUCACUGGUAGCUUUCUGUGGCAACGUCACAAAAAACGCACAGGUUAAAUCUUUAUAUCGGGGUGUCCAAACUUUGUCUAUAAGCUUUUUGAAGUAAACUUUGGCAUUUCAGCUUUUCAACUGUCACGCUUACAAACUCCGGUUUUCGUCAUUAAGUCUAUCCAAAAGGUCAGGCGAAAACCAAAACGUACGAAAACCGAGGCAAUUUUUCCAAAUCCAAUUAAUCUGUUCCAGACAUCCAAAAAUAUUAACAAAAAAUAAAUUUAAUAGAAAAUAAUUAUUGUUUUACAAAAAACUUUCUUUGGUCCCAUGGUGCAGGCACUCACGCCCACUAAAAAAUGCACAGACAGAGAGUCAACUUGGGUACUGGAUUUUGCAGAAUGAUACAGUACAGUGCAAAUGGACUAGUUUGUUAGGUGCAAUAUGGUAUGAAAAUUGAGACAGCGUGCGAAAACAGGCAAAUUUUUUGCCAAAAUUUUCUAAGAAAACCGAGUCAUAUGAAAACCUGGGGUGUACAGUAUGUAAACCGAGGUUUGACUGUACGCCCUUGACUGAAGUUUGAUUUGUGAUUUUUUUUUUUUUUAUUUUAUGUUUAGAAUGUGUCAAAAAAAAACCAAAAAAACGUAGGGCAAAAGUGACCCUGGCCCACACUUCGGGCACUGCUGCUGUACAUGCUCACGGAGCUGAAGUCUUUGGCGACGUCAUGGAUGAUGAUAGAGGUGUAUGUUUCUGGCAGCAUUUGGUUCAUCAAAUUGUACGACAUUAAAAGUUUUAAUAAUGUGCCAUCACAUGUGCUGUAUAAAGAAAAUAACCAGGCUAGGCUUUGUAAGACAUAAUGAAAUUAGGAUAAGGAUAAUGCUGCUCUUAUAAUCGCUAAAUAGAGUUUGUAUUCUAAUAUUCACCUGCGUUUUUACUUAUUGAGAGAAAAAAAUAGGCCUAAUAAACAAACUCACCAGCUGGCACUGAAACAGAGCUGUCACUUUUAGUUUACAGCAGAACUGGAAGUUUUUCCUCUUGUGUGUGUUUUUGUGCAUGCACGUACCUCUUUAAGUGGGUGAAGGUUCAUGCCUUCAGCCUGGAUUCACACUGUAAACUGAACUUUUCUAUUUGUCCACACUUGGCCCCUGGUCUUCCUCACAAACAUAACAAAUAUCACCUAUGCUUGUUUUGUUUUCUCGUUGUUGCAGCGUGCGGUGAUGAACUGUCAGUCAUUCAAAAGAAUGCGUUAUGUUUCACUCUACCCUCCAGGUACCGUACCGCUGUGGUGUGGUACCAAAACAUAGGAAUUUUUUUUGGUAUCUCCCCGCCUAAAAACUGUAAAUUCAAAGGACUGCAGUGGUGUUUCCAAACCUUUACAACUUUUUAACUUCCGGUCCGAUACCGAUAUUACAGCAUUGAAUAUGGGCCGAUACCAACAUCAAUCUGAUAUAAUCACGAAUCAUACUUACUUUUAUUACUUACUUUGUUGUAUGGAAUGUUACUAAAGGCUUGAUCGAGUGUUUUUACUCAAACAGAGAACAAUAAUCAGCAACAGUAGGUAUGAGGAAAAACUGACCUAUUUACUUCCUUACACGUGUGGGGUAUAGUUUUAUCCAUAAUGUAGUGGCUAGGCAUAAUAUAGCGAGGUUCAAUUACACCCGACUUUACUCACCACCGACAGGGGCUGGUAGUCUUUUCUGUUACAGCGAAUGACUUCUUGUUGUCUCGUGGGAGUUUCUCAGGCUUUGCAAAUGUGUCAAUCAGCGGCGGAUGUUUCAGCCUCGGUGCCCUAGAACUGUGCGAUGAGUUUGGUUGUAUUAAACUUUUCCGGUGCAGUGCCACCAUGGGAAACUAGUGCAUGACAAGUGUUGCACACAGCUGCAACAUCUUUUUCGGACUUUAAUAAAAUCGUCCUAUUGCAUGCUAAACACGUUAGCACACGUUGUCGUGAUCACGUGGGCUCUGUCUGUGGCCGCUGCUUGAUGACAUGCGGGUGUGGAGUGCUCGUAUUGGAGUGCCUAUAAAAGAGAUAUAGAUGCAGGCCGAUAUAAUCCGAUACUCGUUUUAUUGCUGAUAUCGGCCCCAUAUCAGACAUCAAUGUUGGAUCGAGACGCCCCUAACCUUUUAGUAACAAAGAUUUCAAACUUGCCAUGACUUACUCUGUUCGUUGAAUGGCAACAGGUGGAUUCACAUAUUACUUGUGUAUCUUUUCCCAUCUAGUGGAAGAAAAGUUAAUUGUUCUGCCUAUCACUAUGCAUCACGGACAUUGAUAGAUGAACAAAGAUUCAUUAUUUGUACUUAGGCUUGUACUUUGAAACGAUGAAAAGUUGAUAAUUUUGCCGCCUUGAUAAAUUGACAUUUGCAUAUAUGCCUGUUUGUUUUCAUCGAUGACAAGAGGGUUCACUCUGCAUGUGUCUGUGCACAUUGGUUCUAUAGUGGAAUGAACAAAGAGAGUGAACCGUCUUCUCAUUCAGCCUCUUUGUGGAGGCGGGGCUACUAGUGAGUGUAUAAACAGACACAGUGCUAGCAGUUAGCGAGCAAACGCACAAAAGCCAUGGUUUCCAAGCCGGAUGCCACAGCCGGAUGCAGAGCCUUCUUCCUGACAGUCAACAUUUACUGAGACGUUUGAUCUGCAAAGUAAAUAUAAGAACGAAAGAGCCCAAAAUGGUGCGCGCUCACGGACAGUGUUGCUCAUUACAUUGCAAAAGAAAUGCAUCCUUUCAAUACAGUUGAAAAGCCAACAUUUGGAGUACAAAUUGCCUGGGAGAAUGUACAGUACAUGUCACAAACAGCACUUGUUGAAGGGCAUCAAAAACACUGCUUUUUAUUCCGCCAACACACAUAACACUACACAACCGUGUGUGUGUUUUUUUUUUAUUGGAGUGUUUUUUUUCUUAAUAGAGGUCUAUUUUUUUAUUGUUUUUGGUUAUUAUUGAGAAGUGCAAUUUUUGCUCAAAGAGACUGAGUCUAUUUUAUUAUUGAUUUUUUGUCUUUUUUUUGGUUUAUGUUGUUUGUUUGUUUAAUUUAUUUAAAAGCUCUUGCCGAUACGCAUUUUUUGGUUUUUGAUCCGAUCCAAUUUGUUGUAAAUAAUAUCGAUUAUCGACAAUAAUUUGUAGAACAAUUAAUUAAAAAUGUGUUAUCGUGACAGUGACAGGCCUAUUUGUAGUAAAUAAAUGCACAUUUCCAGACCAAUUUACUGAAAUUGGAUAAUUUCCUGUGGCACAGUGCUUAGGAAUCACUGCUCUAAAUGACCAUUUAAUGGCUAUGAAAUGUCAUAUCUGAAGGUGUUUCUUUGUGGUGAAGGAUGACUGAAUGGAGAACAGAGGGCACAAUGUGAGGGAAAACAAGCGGAUUGUUUUUAUGGCCUCUUCACUGGCUUGUCCUCCCACCCCCAAAACAAUGUCAUCUGCCAAUUGGGUUUAAUGUCAAAGGGAGUCACGUGCGGCGAGCUACCAAUGACGAAUGUGUCUGAGAUCUUUGGUCCAGGCAACUUUUAAAAGCAGCAUUGGGGACAGAGCUGAGAAGACACGUACGAAGAGAGCUCAUUGUCUUUGGGAAUUUUCUGACAAGUCGACUCGCAUACGAAGGGAGUGCAGACCAGGAAAGCCUCCCCCAUCCAUCCUUUCUAUCUCUUCCCUGUGGGCCAUCCCUUCCUCGUGUGUGUCUCGCUUGCUCGCUCUCAUUCACUCAUUCUCUGUUUCUCCUCCACGCUCACAAGAGAGGACACAGACAAGGACAGAAGCUUGAAUCCGGAUGCUGCAAGGCAGGCCCCAACCCGCUCCAUUAAGCAUUGCAGGAUUACUGUUGGAGGGAUGGACUUGACCGCGUCUCUGCAACAAAUCAGCCAAGCCAAAUAACCACACGCUUACAUGAUGGAUACCAAGGCGGUUUUUGUGGCCCUAUACAACGUCUGCGAGGAGAAUGCCUCCUUCUUCUCAGGAGGAGCCAAAGGGCCACAGAGUGACGCUGCCAGGCGCCUGGUGGACACCAUGAAGCUGAUCCAGGAGCACGCUCGCAGUCUGGAGCCUGUCAUCUCUGGCUUUGCGGCUGUCUACCACCAUUUUGACUUUGACCCCCACAUACCCGCCAACGGCUAUCGCUCACUAGUGAAGGUGGUGCGUUGCUGCCUUCUUCACAUCAUCCACAAGGGGCGCUACAUCACCGCCAACCGCCGCAGCAUCUUCUUCCGUGUCGCCCACAACGCCGGCGAGAUGGAGGCGUACUGCAAUGCUCUAUGCCAGCUGCGGGCGCUGCUCUACUUGGCCCAGCGGAUGCUGCAUGAUAACAGCCACGGUGAACUCUUCUUCCAGGACGAGUGCGGCCUCAGCGAGAGCUUCGUACGCGAAUACAGCUCCAUGCACAAGGGCUGCUUCUACGGCCGCUGCCUGGGAUUUCAGUUCACGCCAGCCAUCCGGCCCUCUCUGCAGACCAUAGCCAUAGGACUUGUGGCCUUUGGAGAGAACUACAGACGGCAUCAGUCGGGAAUAGGUGUAGCAGCCAGCUCCCUUUUUACGUCAGGCAAGUACGCCAUCGAUCCAGAGUUGAGAGGGGCAGAAUUUGAGCGCAUCACUCAGAACCUUGAUGUCCAUUUCUGGAAGACUUUCUGGAACAUUACUGAGACUGAAGUGCUUUCGAGCCUCGCCAGUAUGACCUCUGUUACAGUCAAGGUGAACCGAGCGCUCUCUGUGCCUCCUGUGUCCUUUGACCUCCCUCUCGCAGCCAACCACACAGCCUCCGUGACCAUAGCGCCACCAUCAGCGCACAUCGGCACCGCUCCUGUUCAGAUGAGACUCAUCUCCUAUGACUUACGGGAAGGACAGGACAGUCCGACGCUGUUGGCUCUCACCCGCUCCGAGGCAGGCUCCAUCUCCCUUUCACUGGGUCUGAAGACCAAGCAUCUGCCUUCAUCCCCCUGCCUCCUCAUCCACUUCCACGGGGGAGGCUUUGUGGCUCAGACAUCCAAAUCCCACGAGCCCUAUCUCAAGAGCUGGUCCCAGGACCUUGGCGUCCCCAUUCUGUCAGUGGACUACUCCCUGGCACCCGAGGCUCCCUUUCCACGGGCGCUGGAGGAGUGCUUCUAUGCGUACUGCUGGGCACUGAGAAACCACCACCUACUAGGCUGGACCGGCGAGAAAGUGUGUCUGGUGGGCGACAGUGCAGGAGGAAACCUGUGCGUGACGACGUCAUUGCGUGCCGCGGCCUACGGCGUUCGAAUGCCAGAUGGCAUUGUGGCUGCCUACCCGGCCACCUUGCUGACCGCCUACGCCUCACCCUCCCGUCUGCUCACCCUCAUGGACCCCCUGCUGCCGCUCAGUGUGCUCUCCAAGUGUCUCAGUGCCUAUGCAGGUAAUGAGCCGCAGACGGAGAAGCAGGUGGAGAAGGUGAGCACACUCAGCAUGAUGCGGAGGGACACGGCACUGCUGCUGCGAGACUUCCGACAGGGAGCGUCCAACUGGAUCCAUGCUUUACUGGACUCAAACAGAGCUGCCAACCCCCCCAGCACGGAUGCAGAGUCUGGACAAGCCACUGAUGCGGUGAGGAAGAGCGUGUCAGAGACGUCAGUCUCUUCUCCUCACGUGGACCCCACGGUGCCCUCGGAGCCCUCAAACUUCCACACUGGGAAAUUAUCUGGGAAGAGCCAGACAUGCCAGGACCUGGGAAUUCAUAAUUCCACCUCCCACUGUGCGCCCCUCCUCUCUGAACGCACUCCUGAAGAAGUCAACUUCUCCAUCUCAAAUGAACCUGAUUCCCCCCCGUCUGACGACCUGCCUUCCGUGGCAAUACCACCUCCUGGUGGCGAGGAGGGAUCUGAGUUCCCGAUGGGCUUUGAGCCCCUGCGCUCGCAGCAGCUUUCUGAGAUGAAGUUGCACAGUUCGCCGGUGGUAAAGGACCCGUUCUGCUCCCCUCUGCUGGCCCCAGAUAGCAUGCUGAAAGCUCUUCCGCCUGUUCACAUCGUGGCUUGUGCUCUGGACCCCAUGCUGGAUGACUCUGUGAUGUUUGCCAAGCGCCUGAGGAACAUCGGGCAGCCUGUCACGCUGUGCGUGGUGGACGACCUCCCCCACGGCUUCCUCAGCCUAUCACAGCUCUCCAGGGAGACCAGGGAGGCUGGCGAUGUGUGCGCAGAGCGAAUCCGCGCCGUCUUCACCCAAGAGGAGACGCCCCCGGAGCCGCGCAAGCACCGCAAGCUGGAACGGACCGACAGGGGCAUGCUGGCCCCCUCCGAGGAUGCCGCUACCCUCUUUGACGGAGGUGAGCUGGACGAAGGGGUUGGGGCUAAAACGACUGAAGAUUUUGUAACUGUGGCUCAAGGCAGCACUGACAUUGGGGGUGUGGAGGCUUAGAUAAACUUAUAUUAUAAGACUCUAGUUCAUACAAGCAGUAAAGAUCACCAGAGACAAAAGCCCCUUUCAACCUGCCUGUAAAGGCCAGAUUUUUUUGCCACCUGUUGCUAUUCUGUAUAAAUGGCAAUGACACGGAAUGGGGUGGAAUCAGAGCCGUAACAGAGGCGGGACAAUACCUGUGUGUAAGUUUAUUCUGCAAUUCUGGGACCAGGGUGCAAAGUUUAACACCAUGUGUUGAAAGCAAUUGUCGCUGUCCAACAAGUAUUCACAUUCUCAUUGAAUUUAUCCCAUUGUUGCUGUGUGAAAGCCCAAUAUCGCUAUAGAUAAAUAUAGAUAAACACCGCGUCUGCUGUUACGGCUCUGAUGCGACAGUUAUGCGUAAUUUCUGUGUGUGAAAUUUAGGCAAGCAAAUGCUUAUACCAGAAGGAGAACGCAAUUGACAAUGAUGAGGAAUUCUUCCUCUGCUUUAAAACAAUGGCAUUCUUGUAUGAAAGCCAUACUGCAACUAUAACGUAGUCAUCCAUGAGUAAUUGUAAUGUAGCAGUAGGGAUUUUUUUUAAACAUAGCUCAGCACUCGCCUACACAGGGCACCGUGGAUGAUUUCUCCAAGUCGAAAACGUUGACGUGUGAUUCAUCAUUCACUGAGGCCGCUAAUCAGAUAAAACCCUCCUUUGUCAAAUCAUUGCAAUCUGAAUGGCCCCUUGUCCUGGUGGAGAGUCUCUCCAAAUCACACUUGAUAACUGUGCAUUGUGCUCUCUCCAUUACUCCCGUUUGCCGUCAAUACAGCUCCCGUUGUUGACACUAACACUGUUGACUCGUGGCCAAAUUGGAUUAACCCAACUUUAGAACAAAAGUGUAACAGAUGGAGAGGCUGCUCUGAAGUUUUAUUUCCUGGUAAUCAUUUGCUGUAGCACCCUAUUUUCUAUUUGCUGUAUGUAUUUAGUAGUUAAUCCACAUGCUGUUGAUUCCACAAUUUGAAUGUGCUCAGAACUUAAGGACCAAGUGCUCUGCUGGUAAAUGAGUACAUACUGUAAUAUUAGUUCAUACAAUAUUUACCCACACCGGUUAUUAUAAAUGCAAGUAAUGCAUUUUGGAACCUUGAGUAUUUCAGUGUCAGCGGCAAGACGCUAAAGAGUAUAUUUUCACACUUUCCUCAGCCGCACAAUCCCUGGCUGCUUCUUACUGCUCCUUCACACUGCACGCAGUGUGUCAAAGUCGCACUUCUGUCAACACGACCGAUUUCGUGCCUGACGUGCUGUUCACACAAAUCCCAAGUGUUGAUGCUUGAGGACCCUGACCAAGGAAAGAGAUUGCACGGGCCCUUGCUGCUGGUUCCCUCUCCACAGUCCUCUUAUUCCAAGCCGCAUCCAAUAACUUGAGGUCACGCCUUUUGGGAGUGUUUUGCAACAGAAGCACAAAAAUUGUUUUGUGGUGGGGGGGCUUUCUGUAACUGCCAACAAUGGUGGCGAUAGACUGCACACUGCAGGGUGGCGUCUUUCAGGUUCGAGUGAUGGAGGGGGGAAUGAUUUAGCCGAAGUGCUACAGAGGAGAGGGAUUUUCAGCAGUCGAAGACUUACUAUAGCGGAUUAGACGGCGCUCGCUUGUGUCAGCCUGAAAUAUUUACCGCAACAUUUCCCUGUCGGAUUGAUAAAGAAAGGCAGCACCGUCAAAGAGGAGGAAGACUGAGCUUUUUUUCAUCCUCUCUAGCGCGCUAGGCCUCAAGGUUGCGCCUUCUUGCACUUUUGCUGUGGUUUGUUUGAUGUUUGCGAGCGGCUUUAGGGCUUGUAGAAAUUUUUGGUUAUUUUGUCCGUCCUCGCCUGGUGCCUGAACCUACCACGUCGAUUGCACUGAGGCUGUACUAGCACUUUAAUCAUCGCCUGCUGCUCAAACGACCAAACUCAAGCAUAUUUUUGUUUCAUUUAAGCUGGGUGUACACUGUCAAUUAAGUACGAUUGUGACUCAAUUGUACUAGAAAAGUAGAUUUCUCGUCAUGUCAGGUGUCGUUUGUGAAAACCAAAGUGUCAGCUCUUAAACUGUCGUACGACAAUAGGGUGGGACUCUCAGUUGAGUAAGCUGCGAUACAAUACUACUGUGAAAAUUAUGCCAAUGCUAAUAUCGCGAUACAGCACUUGAUAUAAAGUCAUCCCUCGCUAAAUCGCGGUUCAAACAUUGUUCCCUCACUCUAGUGCGUUUUUUCAAAAAUGAAUUAAUUAGAAAUGAUUUCUUUUUCAUGGUUGACUGUGGCCUGUUAUUAGUCAAAAAAUAUUGAAAGGCAAGUUACAGUACAGACGCUUUCCAAAAAAUUUGAAUGUCAUGGAAAAGUUGUUUACUUUCCAUAAUUCCAUUCAAAAAGUUAAACUUUCAUAUAUUAUAGAUUCAGGGCCCACAAUUUAAACGAUUUCAAGUGUUCAAGUUUAUUUUUACAUAAUUUGGGCUUCCAGCUCAUAAAACACACGAAAACAGGAAUUCAAAAAAUUAGAAUACUGUGAAGAAAUCACCAUUUACUUCUCAGUUUUUGCAGGAAAAAAAAGAAAGAAAUUAGGAUCACAUCAAAUCAAUCAAAAUAUGGUACUUUCAAAACGAUAAGUCAAUCUUCAAUACUUGGUUGGGAAUCCCUUUGCCUUAAUCACUGCCUUGAUGCCACGUGGCAUUGAAGCAAUCAGCCUGUGGCAUUGCCUGGGAGUUAUGGAAGCCCAGAUUUCCUUGAUGCUUGCUGUCAGCUCUUCUUUGUUGUUGGGUCUGGUGCCCCUCAUUUUCCUCUUGAGAAUACCCCAUAGAUUUUCAAUGGGGUUUAGGUCCAGUGGGUUGGCUGGCCAGUCAAGCACUGUGAUGGCAUGGGCAUCAAACCAGGUUUUGGUGCUUCUGGCGGUAUGGGCAGGGGCCAGGUCCUGCUGGAAGAUGAAAUCUGCAUCUCCAUACAGAUCCUCAGCAGAAGGAAUCAUGAAGUCCUCUAAAACAUUCUGGUAGACUGUUGCGGUGAUCUUGGAUUUAAGAAAGCAGAGUUUACCAACACCUGCACCGGACAUUGCACCCCAAAUCAUGACGGACUGUGGAUAUUUCACACUGGACCUCAGGCAGCUUGGGUUCUGUUCCUCACCCGUCUUCCUCCAAACCCUUGGAACUUGAUUCCCAAAUGAAAGGCACACUUUGCUUUCAUCGGAAAAGAGGACCUUGGACCACUGGCCAACAGUCCAGUCCUUCUUCUCCUUGGCCCAGUGGAGACGCUUCCUACGUUGGCUCAGGUUCACAAGUGGCUUGACCCAAGGAACCCGACAGUUGUAGCCCAUCUCCCGGAUGCGUCUGAAUGUGGUGGUUUUUGAAGCUGUGACUCCCGCCUCAUUCCACUCUUUCUGGAUCUCUGCCAGAUUCUUGAAUCUUCCCUGUUUGAUAAUCCGCUGAAGCCCACGGUCAUCUCUUUUGCUGGUGCAUCUUCUCCUGCCACAUUUUUCCCUUCCUCUAGACUUUCCAUUGAUAUGCUUGGACACAGCACCGUGUGAACAACCAGCCUCCUUAGCUAUGAACUUUUGUGGCUUACCCAUCCUAUGGAGGGUAUCAAUGAUGGUCUUCUGGCCAGUUGUCAUGUCUGCAGUCUUCCCCAUAUUGAACCCAACUGAGACAAUUGAACCAAACUGAAGCAAUUUAAUGACACCUGGGGAAGCCUGUGCAGGUGAUUUGAGUUUAGUAGAUGAUUAGUGUGUGACACUCAGUUUAAAACAUUCAUGCCCUGCAAAAUUUGGGCUGAUUUCUUCACAGUAUUCAAAUUUUUGGAAUUCCUGUUUUCGUGGGUUUAGUGAGCUGGAAGGCCAAAUUACGUAAAAAUAAACAAAUAAACACUUGAAAUCGUUUAAAUUGUGGGCCCUGAAUCUAUAAUCUAUGUAUGGUCCUUCAUACCGACCGCUGUCAGGCUCCACAACACCUGCACCACCUGAACCAUGUUGUAUUCACUAUGUCACUAUGCAUUCUUUACUUGUGUAUCUUGCUUGCUGCUAUAACAAGUGGAUUUCCCUGCUGUGGGAUUAAUAAAGUACUACUACUACUAGUACUACUACUAAAGUUAAACUUUUUGAAUGGAAUUUUGGAAAUUAAACAACUUUUCCAUGACAUUCAAAUUUUUUGGAAAAGGUCUGUAUAUGCAGUAUUCUGGUCACCUUAGCACUGCAUGGAGUCAGCCAUGACAUGUCCGACUUGAUCGAGUGGAAAAAAAAAAAGUUCUCCUCCCAUUCCAUGUGGAAGUGGUCCAUUUUUGGCUUCUUACUUUGUCCUUCUUCCCCACUCUGUACGAAACACUUUCUUAAGUUUAGAAUAAGUAAACUGGUGAGCUUGAUAGCUUGCUAUGCUAGCAGCGGCCGUCUCUAACAUCUAAUAUUAACUAGAGAAGCACUCGGAGAGUGCAGACCUCUGCCAAGCGCCAUAGUGCUCCCCAUAUUUUGAUUCUCACCAAAAUAAAAAUCCUACUUAUAAUAAUGUCCUAAUAUCAGUCUUUGAUAUUUUGUGGAACCUGUUGGAAACUUGUCCUGUGUUUUUGUUCUCUGACCUUUUUUUGUGGAGUUAUAUGCAAAAAAGCCGAAAAUGUUAAAGAAUCGCAAUGUUAAAGAAUCCUUUAAUUCCAGACGGUGAUCCGGAUCACCUCCUAAAUUUAAUGAGUUCUUCCAUAUCCCAUAUCCCAUUCCGGAAAAUGUCAUCCAAAUCCAAUCAGAACUUUUUAAAGUUAUUUUGAACACAAACAAACACAUAAACACCGGCAAAAACAUAACUUCCACGCUGCGCUUGCACUGCUCUUGGUGGAGGUAAAAGCAGUAUUUAAAAAGUCAUAGACGAGUUUUCUAUGCUCUAACUAUGAACAUAUUCCGUUUUUAAAAAUUGGGUCCUACUUUGCAGAAAUUCACAUAUGGUGGUCGAUUCUGGAAUCAGUUAACGGAUAUAAACAAGGGACGGCUGUAUCGAGAGAAAAAAAUAGGAAUCUUAAUUUAAGAGAAAAAUGCACUUUGUUAGAACGCUUUUCAAAGUGUAUUUACUGCAAAGUAUUUGAAAGUGGUGUAUGGACCCGAAUAUGGGACAACCUGUCUUUCGCAAUCUUAUUUUAUGGAAAAAAAUACCGUUGUAUAUUCUGGCAAAUACGGUAAUAUUCGUCAUCAUCGUCAUGGACGUUAAUAGUAUCGAUAUCAGCUGAUUUAUUGAUACGGUAACAAUGCAUUUUGUUGCGAUAUUUUUUUUUUUUUGCCCUGCCAUUCAUCAUAACUGGUUUGUGAUCUCGCGUAAUUGUACUUCUCCCCUCUUGCGCAAAGAGGAUAAGCGGUAUACGCGCAUCACGUUAUGAUUGCGUGUCGGUUAUGUCUUUAUACAUCAUUCUUUGUAGUUUCCAGCACAGAUCAACGCACAAGAUGUGUUGCUUCGUUGUUAGCAUUGUAUUUAGCAUUAGCAUUUCAAGCCUACAGACAGAACGUCUUUGAGUUGACAGUCAGACAUUCAAUUUUAAACGCGCAUUAGUGGUCAGAACAUUUCACUCAGUCGAUUAGUUGAGUCAGUGUUUUCAUUGUUUAAUGCUGCUGAUCCGCAUAUUGCCUGAACUUCCUGUUGUCGUCCCCCCCCUCCCCUCCCCCUCGGUUCAACCCUGAUGUCGACAUGCUGCAAAACUACCAUGAAACUCUAGUCCAGCGUUAGAGACCGGUGGAAUGAUGAUUUUAUUUUCUGAUCUUUGACCCCAGCUACGGCACACGUCUUAGAGCACAUGUUUUUCUAAAGUUAUUGGGGUUCUUGCUUGACUUUGACGUUGCUUGACAAGGAAAUAGUUUGAAUACUGAAAAUUGCCUCAUUUCCUGCCGAUGUGACAUUUGAGGCCCACUUUCUUUAGCAACCCAGAGUCCGAUCUUAUUCAAAAUCAGUCGUCCCUCAAAGGAGGUCAUUGCUGCUGGACCAGAAUCAAUUCAACUAAUGAAGACGUUCUGCGUCAUAGGACUGAAUCAGAACCAAAGACCACAGAUCGCAAUGUUGGGACCGGUUUUCCUGUUCAUCUGUUUUAGUGUAAAAACACAGCUGCUAAUUCACUUAAUUUCCUUUAUUUACAUGCUGCUAAUAGCAACAUGCUAAUCAGGGUGUAAACAAACAAGCCAUAGACUGGAAAAAUAGAGCUGUAUUUAAGUAACGUCUUUUUUCCCCAUAAACACCACAAGUGCAAACCUGUGAAUUAAAAAAUAUAAAAGACAUGUAUUUUUACCAUUGUAUAAUCUGUGUAGAUAUUUUUAUCUAAGGAGCUGUUCAUCAGGUUUGAUUCUUUGCAGGUUUCAUACUCUGAAUGUCUUUGUUGAUUUGUGUCAAAAAAUAAAUGUAUCCAACCACA